AUGGGAAACGAAACGGUGGAGGUGAAACCCUGGAUAGUGAGACUGAUAUUAAUAGUUGGAGGAUUAUUUGGAGCACAUCGAUUAUAUUUGAAACAAGUUCCCGAAGCAUUUGUAUUCUUUUCUACACUCGGAGUUGUUCUCAUCGGAUGGUUAUAUGACAGUUUUAUGUUCAAAUAUGAAGUAAAUGCAUACAAUCAAUUGAUAAAACAAAGUGACGAUAAUAAAGAAAAAGAGAAAUGGAAGUCGGUAGUUUCAGAGAAGUCGCCGAAACCAAUCUUACCAGUUUUCAGAAAUGGAAAACUGCAAUUGGCUCAAUCAAGAUUCGUGGAAUUCUCAUUCACUCGAUUCUUGUAUUCAGUUCUUUAUGGUUCAUACAUUGGACUUGCCACGUGGCUUGCGUGUACAGUAACCUUUGGAUGGACAGAUAUCAACUUGAUACCAUUCAUUUGCGUGGUUGCGUUAGGAAUAACUGCAGGAAUAUACAUAAUUGGACAAUGUGGUGAACAGAGUCGAGAAUUGAGCUACAUUUGGCUCGCUAGUUUUUCAUCAAUGUUUAUAAUGGUUCGACUAGCUCAAACCACAGUAUUUCGUGCCAUUUUCUUAACUGCAAUCGUUUCAACAGUCAUCGGGAAUCGGAGUGCAAAAAUCAAGAGAAGACGGCAUACUUGGAAACAUUUUCUGUUCUGGUCUUCGCUUUUCAUGAUGCUUGUCUGUGUGAUUCUGUUGGGAUGCUCAAGAAAAGUUGCAGAUAAGCAGGUGACAGCCACCCGUCCUGGUACAUUCCGAGAGACGACUUCUGUUGGAAGUCUGCUGAGAGAUCGAGUUUUUGAUCCGAAGAAAGUUCAUAGUUUCUUUGAAGGAAAUCCCAUCAUCGAGUAUCAUUCGAAAUCCGAUUCGAAAAGCAAACCACCCACAAAAAAUCACAAAAAUGUGUCGUUUUGGCAACAAGUUUGGAGUGGAGAAUUGUUCGAUGAGCUCACCGGAGCUGCUCAUUUGACUAAGAUCGAUUGGAUCGAAUUAACAACUACUUUCAUUGUUGAUGUUCUUCGUGCAGAAGCGCGUGUUAUUGAUAAAUCAUCUACUGUUGAGCCAUUCAAAUGGGCAUUGUGGAGGAACUAUCUGAUUCAUCGUUUCUCUUUGGAUCCACUAACUUCUGAUGAUCGUCUUCGUGCAGAAUGCAAAAAAUGGCAGAAAGAACAAAAAUCGAAACGAGGAAAUGAAGAGAAGGAUUAUAAAAUACUGGCAGCCAAACAGGGAUGUUCCACGUUUCAGUCUUAA
Caenorhabditis remanei is the source of this 1278-nucleotide messenger RNA. RefSeq lists its product as uncharacterized. Gene Ontology annotation, cellular component: plasma membrane; early endosome. Gene Ontology annotation, biological process: endocytosis. The transcript has 9 exons. Lineage: Eukaryota; Metazoa; Nematoda; Chromadorea; Rhabditida; Rhabditidae. Bases 1 to 1278 code for a protein of 425 amino acids. The record is from RefSeq and is a predicted model, not a curated record.